AUGGCCGCGUCGACGUUGAGUCUGUCCUCUCUUCGGGCCGCCCUGCCUUCCAUUACCGGGUCUUCUUCGAGCCCGUCUGUGCAUUUUCCGAAUGUCAAGCGCCCUUCCGGGCUUAGACUGUCCAAACCCAAAUCCGGCCCGAGACCUCUCAAUGCAGUUGCUGGUCUCGCUCCUUUGGAUCUACUUUGUUCACCCUUUAUAGGUCAAGGUCUAACCACUUACGAACACAGCUUCGCGGAACACAGCUUCCCGUUAAUCGGCAAUGGUGGCCGGUUUUUCAACAUGAGGCAUGGCAGAAAGGUGCCGAAACUCAACAGGCCCCCGGACCAGAGGCGGGCCCUCUUACGUUGCUUGACUACUCAACUUCUCAAAUACGGGCGCAUCAAAACUACGAGAGCCCGAGCGAGUGCCAUGCGCAAAUAUGUCGAUAAAAUGAUCACAUUGGCCAAGGAAGGCACUCUGCACAAGAGAAGGCAAGCCCUAGGCUUUAUUUAUGAGAAGCAAAUAGUACACGCGCUCUUUGCUGAGGUUCAAGAGAGGUAUGGGGAAAGGGAGGGUGGAUAUACGAGGAUUAUCAGAACUCUGCCGAGAAGGGGUGACAAUGCCCCUAUGGCCUACAUCGAGCUUGUCUGA
Striga hermonthica is the source of this 633-nucleotide messenger RNA. NCBI's taxonomy places the organism in Eukaryota, Viridiplantae, Streptophyta, Magnoliopsida, Lamiales, Orobanchaceae. The record is from the annotation of a GenBank genome assembly.